Molecule: messenger RNA, 3738 nt
Organism: Portunus trituberculatus (swimming crab)
Lineage: Eukaryota; Metazoa; Arthropoda; Malacostraca; Decapoda; Portunidae
Product: homeobox protein TGIF1-like
Exons: 5
Coding region: 1-1326 (441 amino acids)
Biological process (GO): regulation of transcription by RNA polymerase II
Molecular function (GO): DNA-binding transcription factor activity, RNA polymerase II-specific; RNA polymerase II cis-regulatory region sequence-specific DNA binding
Source: RefSeq, a predicted model, not a curated record
AUGUCUACGUCAGUGGGUGAGGCAGCACUGAGCAUCAGGUGGCGCGGUGACAUUGAGGCGUGGCACCAAUACACCUGCAGGCAUGGCAGCCAGACACAAGGCAGUGAGUUCUGUCGCUGCUUGUCACUGCCAGAAGGAAGACUGAGAUCGUUGCUAAUCUCAGGAGGGGGGGUGAGUCUUCCUGUGAGGCAUGGCAAGGAGGGUGCCCAGGAGGGGAGGCGCCUCAGCUUUGGAGUCAUCGUGCACACACAGCCACCUGCCUCCCCACAGCCACCGCCACGCCUCCCACACUCAAGAUGCUCCUUGCUCUUUGCCCAGAACGCCUACACACCUUCGAUGCGAGCACAGAGGGUGGAGGUUCUGGCUGCGGAGUGGAUUCGUGAACGAUCCUCUUCAUCCAGUACAGACGAGCCCUCCUCUGGUGGUGAUGAGUCCUACUUAAGGGCAGCAGCAGCAGCAGCUAGGAAGCGCCGAGGGAACCUUCCCAAGGAGUCUGUCAAAAUACUGAAGAAAUGGCUGUAUGAUCAUCGCUACAAUGCCUACCCUUCAGAUGAGGAGAAGCUGCAGCUGUCACGGGCAGCUAACCUGUCUGUCCUUCAGGUGUGCAAUUGGUUCAUCAACGCCCGGCGGAGAAUCCUGCCAGAGAUCAUUCGACGUGAGGGUAACGACCCAGAGAAGUACACCAUCACCCGGCGUGCUAAGAAGCUGAAGGGCGUCUCAUCACGUGACCGGGUUGAACAGGAGGAGUGUGCCCGGCCAACCCAAAAUGACUACACACGCACCAGGCCCCACUGGGAGACCACAGAACUCCCAGACCACGACUACGACUUCUCCAUGCAGUCCCGUGUCGCCUCCUGGGUGGCAGAGCAGCAGAGAGUAUCAGCCAAGCCGCCUUUUGAAGCUGUUUGCCCUUGUGGGUGUGGUUCAGAGACUGAGCACAACACCAGUUUCAACACCAACACCCCAGCACCGCCACCAGCAUCUGCACCUUUACCCACCACUGCUCCAAACUUCAUAACAGAAGUAACAGCAACGACAAACUCACCCAUAUACACAGACACCAAUUCACCCGCAUACACUCCAAAUGAUUCUCCCUUGUACCCACCAUCAACUCCAGAGCACUACGUUCCACAAACAGAAUAUGCCCCACACACCUUCACACCUGCUCAAGUCACACCUCCUCCAACCCCUCCAGAGGAUGAUGCAGACAAAUUCAAGUGCCUUUACAUGUUGGUUGAUGCUGCCCUCAGCCAGUGGGAGAAGCAGAAUGCCUCACCACCCCCGCAGGAAACCAUAGACACCACCCGCACCUACCUCAGCCUCUAAAACUCGGCACAAGGAAUUGGAAAAGUAAGAAAUGUUUGUUUAUCAUUGAUCAUGAAUUGAUUAUAUGAAUGUAAUAUAUUGGAUGCUUCUCAUACAGAAGGAAAGCUCUAGCUACUUUUCACAUGUUAGCUGCUUUUAGUUUGUCAGUGUGAGAGAGUAUUUCCAAUGUUUAAUGUAAAUAGGAACUUACUAUUACCAAGCAGUAACAGUAACAAGAACAGUGCCUGUCUUGCUGUGAAGAAAAUUAUUAUAAGCAGUGUCAGUUUUGCAGAGACAUGCAUUUUGAAGGGCUGGUUGUGAUGUUUCUGAAUUGUAGUAUCCUUUUUAAAAGACAUGUUUUUCUUGGAUUGUAUCCAGUAGUAUUGAAGGAUCUUUGUCAGUCACUUCUGAAUGCUUCUAGAAAAGAGGACAAAUUUUGUGCUAUGAAAUGGCCCAUUUUGUCAUAAGAUUUUUUACAUGCUGAUCUUUGGCAGUGAUGAAGAACUAACCAGAUGCAUUGGUAUAGCUCAUAAAUGUAUGGUCUUUAUAGUACAAUGGAAUGCCUUACAGUGAUGGAGUUAAUGCUGUCUCCGCCCAUACUAUUUAGGUAACCCCUAUAAUUAUCAUGACUCACCAAGAUUAGUGUAGUUAUAGAACAUUCCAAAAUUGGUGUUUGUCUUCCCUUCAGACAGUGAAUGAAGACACGUGAUCAACAGUCAGGAGAGUGUACUGCACAUACAAUUAACAUGUCUUCGUGAACACUGUUCUUUACUUGUGUCUUCAUUGCUGUCUACAUUUUUGUCUGCCUUGACAUACCGCUCAAGCAACGCAGAGGAAGUGUAACAAUGUGCCUUAAAAGGUUUCUCGUGCACAUUAUUGUUCUGCUUUGCAAUACUCUUUUGAGACACCAUUUGGUUCAGUAGUACUUAGAACUGCUCACCAGUUACCAGUCUAAGUAUUCUUUAACCAUUUUCUUUAUACUUCUAUAUAAAUGUAUGGAUGAAUCAGUCUUAUGGUACCUAACAUAUUUGAGUGAUGUAAUGAGAGAUUAUGCUGAGAGCUCAUUAGCUACAAUACAGUUUUGAUAUUUUAAUUUUUUUUUAACAUCAUUUUAGGUAGUAAACUUUCAAUAGAGAAAAAAAUAUGGUUUGGUUGCUCUGAACAUCUUAGAUUUUGGCUUCCCUGUUCAGGAUGGAGCCCUUUUAUUUGUGGAUUUCAUUGUAAUUUUAUUUUGGAUAUAUUUUGGAAAUAAUUAUUAAAUUUUUUAUCUUGGGCAAUCCCAAAAUAUAAUGCUAGAAAUUUUAUUAUUUUGUUUAAAGGAUUUUUGAAGUUUGUGGUAAUGCUUAGUGAUGUUUGUGCCUGCACUAGUGUGGAUAUUGUAAGAAUGUCAAGCCCAUUAACUUAUACCAGCUGCAAUAAGGACACUUUUAUUAAAAUUUUACAUUUUUUUAUGAUAAGUAUAUAAAUACCUAAUCUAUGGUAAACAACAAAACUGGAAGUUCACUUGUGUGACCUUCCCACUCCAUUAUUUUAUGGUGCUAUUUUACAUUACCUUUGGAGUGGAGAGUCAAGGAGCAGCUAAUGAUUGAGCUAGCUUAGUCCCUGUGCUUGGUGUCCAUGGCAAGAUUUAACAACCACCUCACCAUUCACAGUAUAACCUUCGUAAUAUAUGGCCAUGAGACAUUGAGCCUUGGUGUUCAGCAAGUCUCCAAAAGAGUGAUCACUAGCAUAUAGGUCUUGCAGCAACAGUAUGUUAAGCAGUUGUAACAGAAUCAACAAGAACACUGAUUUUAACUGUAAUAUAUGUUAAGAAAAAGAACAUUGUGAAUGCCAAACCACCUGAGGCUGAUGAUGAAAAUGUUUCUGUGUACACCAUUUAUUGCCAUUUGUAAAUGCUCUAAAGUUUGUCAGGGAUCAUGUACAUAUGCUAGUUAUUGACCCUGUAAGCUGAAGGAUGGUGUAGAUGAAAUGGUUCUUCAAAAUUAUUUUACAGUAAAAAUAAUAUGGCUACGUUUGUAAGAAAAUAUUUAGUUUUGUAUUCAGUGCCAAUGUUGUCUGCAUGUAACUGCCACCUCAAUUAUUCCGUGAGAGUAGUGAUAUUCUUUAUGUUGUUCAUAGUUUGAUGGUUGAAGUCGCAAUGCCACGCUCUCAGACUGUUGCCUUGCUCUCACCUGCCCUUCUUGACUCUUGGGUUAGUUUUGCUGUCACUCUGGCUUCCCCUCAUCUUGAUAUCAGGGUUGCUACUCUUCAGAAAAUGUAGUUCUUGUUGCCACAUUUCUUUUGUGGGAAGGCCAAGUGGCAGUGUGGUCAGGGCGGGGCAAGUGAGAGGAAGCAACAGGCUGAGGGGACGUGGGAUGAGCGUAGUCCAAUAUUAGUGCGUCUUCUGUACAGUGCAGAAUUAUUAUCAUAGAGAAAAUAAAAUGAUCUAUUUAA